Molecule: messenger RNA, 707 nt
Organism: Gadus morhua (Atlantic cod)
Lineage: Eukaryota; Metazoa; Chordata; Actinopteri; Gadiformes; Gadidae
Product: gamma-crystallin M1-like
Exons: 3
Coding region: 138-674 (178 amino acids)
Biological process (GO): visual perception; lens development in camera-type eye
Molecular function (GO): structural constituent of eye lens
Source: RefSeq, a predicted model, not a curated record
UGGGUCAGUUGUUUGAACAAUAGGGGCGUCAUGCAGUGUUUGAGUCUAUUCAUGUAUAAAAGUACCGGCUUGAAACAGGAUAGGGUAUCAGUUGACCAACCGAUCCCUGGAGGACCUGAGAAACCAACACCGCAAUCAUGAUGGGCAAGAUCACUUUCUACGAGGAGAAGAAUUUCCAGGGUCGCUCCUAUGAGUGCAUGAGCGACUGUGCCGACAUGUCCUCUCACAUGAGCAGGUGCCAGUCCUGCAGGGUGGAGAGUGGCUGCUUCAUGGUCUACGAGAGGAACAACUACAUGGGAAACCAGUACUUCAUGAGGAGGGGAGAGUACCGUGACAUGAACCGCAUGAUGAGCAUGGGAAUGAUGUUUGACAACAUCAGGUCCUGCAGGAUGAUCCCCUAUCACAAAGGCCAGUUCAGGAUGAAGAUCUACGAGAGGGAGAACUUCGGUGGUCAGUCCUAUGAUCUGAUGGACGACUGUGACGACGUCCAGGAUCGUUACCGUAUGUCCGACUGCCAGUCCUGCAACGUGAUGGACGGACACUGGCUGAUGUACGAGCAGCCCCAGUACAGAGGCAGGAUGAUGUACAUGAGGCCCGGAGAGUACAAGAGCUUCAGGGAGAUGAUGAGCGGCCAGAGGUUCAUGAGCAUGAGGCGCAUCACUGACAUGUGUUAGUUUUAUCAUCAAUAAAACAUGAUCUAACUUAAA